AUGUCGGAGACUGCUCCUGCCCCAGCUGCUGAGGCAGCGCCCGCCGCCACUCCGGCGCCCGCCGCCAAAGCUGCCGCCAAGAAGCCGAAGAAGGCGGCGGGCGGCUCCAAAGCCCGCAAGCCGGCGGGCCCCAGCGUCACCGAGCUGAUCACCAAGGCCGUGUCCGCCUCCAAGGAGCGCAAGGGGCUUUCCCUCGCCGCGCUCAAGAAGGCGCUGGCCGCCGGCGGCUACGAUGUGGAGAAGAACAACAGCCGCAUCAAGCUGGGGCUCAAGAGUCUCGUCAGCAAGGGCACCCUGGUGCAGACCAAGGGCACCGGCGCCUCCGGCUCUUUCCGCCUCAGCAAGAAGCCAGGAGAAGUGAAGGAAAAAGCCCCCAAGAAGCGGGCGGCCGCAGCCAAGCCCAAGAAGCCGGCGGCCAAGAAGCCCGCCAGCGCUGCCAAGAAGCCCAAGAAGGCGGUGACAGCGAAGAAGAGCCCCAAGAAGGCCAAGAAGCCGGCGGCCACCGCGGCCAAGAAAGCUGCCAAGAGCCCCAAGAAGGUGACUAAGGCUGCCAAGCCCAAAAAGGCGGCAGCAGCAGCGAAGAGCCCGGCUAAGGCAAAGGCAGUGAAGCCCAAGGCAGCCAAGCCCAAGGCAGCCAAGCCCAAAGCAGCGAAGGCGAAGAAGGCAGCACCCAAGAAGAAGUAA
Messenger RNA from Gavia stellata (red-throated loon), 684 nucleotides. Its product is annotated as histone H1.11L. Gene Ontology annotation, biological process: nucleosome assembly. The transcript has a single exon. Gene Ontology annotation, molecular function: structural constituent of chromatin; DNA binding. Bases 1 to 684 code for a protein of 227 amino acids. NCBI's taxonomy places the organism in Eukaryota, Metazoa, Chordata, Aves, Gaviiformes, Gaviidae. Gene Ontology annotation, cellular component: nucleosome. The record is from RefSeq and is a predicted model, not a curated record.